Molecule: messenger RNA, 2793 nt
Organism: Rhinolophus ferrumequinum (greater horseshoe bat)
Lineage: Eukaryota; Metazoa; Chordata; Mammalia; Chiroptera; Rhinolophidae
Gene: SLC27A1
Product: solute carrier family 27 member 1
Exons: 13
Coding region: 219-2159 (646 amino acids)
Biological process (GO): adiponectin-activated signaling pathway; phosphatidic acid biosynthetic process; response to insulin
Cellular component (GO): mitochondrial inner membrane; plasma membrane
Molecular function (GO): fatty acid transmembrane transporter activity; long-chain fatty acid-CoA ligase activity; long-chain fatty acid transmembrane transporter activity
Source: RefSeq, a predicted model, not a curated record
CUGAGGCCCGCGUGGACACAGCCCGGGCACAGCAGGGCUCAGGAGUCUGCAGAAACGGAGACCCCCUUCUCCAACGCCCCCACCACUUAGGGCCCACCUGCUGGGGUUAGGUUUGGGGUUUUCUGUCUUGACCUGGUCAUCCGUGCCUGCCUCCUGCCUGAGCUUCUGGGAGCCUGCGAGGGAGCAGCCAAAACUGAGGGUCUGUGAGCGGCUCCAGGAUGCGGGCUCCGGGUGCGGGUUCGGCCUCCGUAGCCUCGCUGGUGCUCCUGUGGUUGCUGGGGCUGCCGUGGACCUGGAGCGCAGCGGCGGCGCUCGGCGUGUACGUGGGCGGCGGCGGCUGGCGUUUCCUGCGCAUCGUCUGCAAGACCGCGAGACGCGACCUCUUCGGCCUCUCUGUGCUGAUCCGCGUGCGCCUGGAGCUGUGGCGGCACCAGCGCGCCCACCACACCAUCCCGCGGAUCUUCCAGGUUGUGGCACGGCAGCAGCCUGACCGCCUGGCCCUGGUGGAUGCAGGCAGUGGCGCGUGCUGGACCUUCGCUCAGCUGGAUGCCUACUCCAAUGCCGUGGCCAACGUCUUCCACCAGCUGGGCCUCGUGCCAGGCGACGUGGUGGCCAUCUUCCUGGAGGGCCGACCCGAGUUCGUGGGGCUGUGGCUGGGCCUGGCCAAGGUGGGCGUGGAGGCUGCACUGCUCAAUGUCAACCUGCGGCGUGAGCCCUUGGCCUUCUGCCUGGGCACCUCGGGCGCCAAGGCCCUCAUCUUCGGAGGGGAGCUGGCAGCGGCGGUGGCUGAGGUGAGCGGACAGCUGGGGAAGAGUCUGCUCAAGUUCUGCUCUGGAGACUUGAGUCCUGAGGGUGUCUGUCCAGACACCCAGCUCCUGGACCCAAUGCUAAAGGAGGCGUCCACAGCCCCAUUGGCCCAGUCCCCUGGCAAAGGCAUGGAUGAUCGACUCUUCUACAUCUAUACGUCAGGGACCACGGGGCUGCCCAAGGCUGCCAUUGUCGUGCACAGCAGGUACUAUCGCAUCGCAGCAUUCGGCCACCAUGCCUAUAGCAUGCGGGUGGCAGAUGUACUCUACGACUGCCUGCCCCUGUACCACUCAGCAGGGAACAUCAUGGGCGUGGGGCAGUGUCUUAUCUACGGGCUGACCGUCGUCCUCCGCAAGAAGUUCUCAGCCAGCCGCUUCUGGGAUGACUGCGUCAAGUACAACUGCACGGUGGUCCAGUACAUCGGGGAGAUCUGCCGCUACCUGCUGAAGCAGCCAGUGCGAGAGGCGGAGGGACGGCACCACGUGCGCCUGGCCGUGGGCAACGGGCUGCGGCCGGCCAUCUGGGAGGAGUUCACCAAGCGCUUCCGCGUGCGCCAGAUUGGCGAGUUCUAUGGUGCCACGGAGUGCAACUGCAGCAUCGCCAACAUGGACGGGAAGGUUGGCUCCUGUGGCUUCAACAGCCGCAUUCUGCCCCACGUAUACCCCAUCCGGCUGGUGAAGGUCAAUGAGGACACCAUGGAACUCCUGCGGGAUGCCCAGGGUCUCUGUAUCCCAUGCCAGGCUGGGGAGCCCGGUCUCCUUGUGGGCCAGAUCAACCAGCAGGACCCACUGCGUCGCUUCGAUGGCUACAUCAGCGAGAGUGCCACCAGCAAGAAGAUUGCCCAGAGCGUCUUUCACAAGGGUGACAGCGCCUACCUCUCAGGUGACGUGCUGGUGAUGGAUGAACUGGGCUACAUGUACUUCCGGGACCGCAGUGGGGACACUUUCCGCUGGCGUGGGGAGAAUGUCUCCACCACUGAGGUGGAGGGUGUGCUGAGCCGCCUGCUGGGCCAGACAGAUGUAGCUGUGUACGGGGUGGCUGUGCCAGGAGUAGAAGGCAAAGCAGGUAUGGCAGCCAUCGCGGACCCCCACAGCCAGCUGAGUCCCAACGCACUGUACCAGGAGAUGCAAAAGGUGCUGGCGCCCUAUGCCAGGCCCAUCUUCCUGCGCCUCCUACCCCAGGUGGACACCACAGGCACCUUCAAGAUCCAGAAGACGCGGCUGCAGCACGAGGGCUUCGACCCACGCCAGACCUCGGACCGGCUCUUCUUCCUGGACCUGAAGCAGGGACACUAUCUGCCCCUGGACCAGGAUGUCUACGCUCGCAUCUGCUCGGGUGCCUUUGCCCUCUGACACUCCUCCUCUGCUGUCUAGAGAUUCCUGGCCAGGCCUGGCAAGCAAGGUGGGCUGGAGCCAGACAGCUCUGCCCUGUCCUGGGGCCGAGAAAUUGGACCCCGGGAAGAACCCGUGUCUCUCCCCUUCCCUCACUGUCCUCUGCCUGGCCCCCUGCGCUCUCUUCUUGCCCUGCCCUGCCUUUUUCUGCUCCUGUGUCUGUGUCUCUUCUCCCUGCUUCCUGGCCUCAGCUUCCCUGCUGUGCCCAUCUGCCCUUACGUCUUCCUCUUUUCCUCCAUCUCUUCCCUUUCUCUUCCCCUGUGCUGUCAAAUGCAGAGCAGACAUUUCCUGGGAGCUGUGGCCUGCAUGGGGCCUCCAUCUGUCAUCCCCGUUGGAUCUUAGACCCAGAAUGGGGCCCCCCCACCUCCCUCUCAGCUGUGCCUUAAGGGCCCCCACCCAGUCCAGGCCUCAUGAGGCUGCUGGGUUCCAGGAUGUGGUAGCCCUGUGUGAACUCCAGGCAGGCCCCUGGCCCUCCCAGCCAAGUGGAGGAGCUGGGGGUGGUCUUCCCAUCCCACACUGGGUGCAGGGGUCAUUGGCAAGGGACCUCCAGGUCAGCUGGAAAUCGCUCCUAGGUUGGGCCCGUUGCCUUUGGUAC